CGCUUCCAGUGCUGUCGGAACUCGGUGGCUGAGGAGCACCUGGGCUCUGGAGCAGAGGGGACAGAGGCCGAGGAGGCAAAGGAGGAAGAGGACGUCGCGGAGCAGGAGGAUAGGGAGAGCGCGGAAGACACUGAUAUGCUGCCGAGCAAGAACGAAGAAGAAUCUGGUGAUGCUCGCGAUGCUGAAGCUGGUUGCAUGGACACAGCUAUAGUUGAGGUGGACUCUUCCGAAGAUGAAGAAGGCGCAGUAGAUGUUUCUGGCUACAACGAGUUGGGUCAUGACGGGCCCUCUGACGUGGAAGCCGGCGAGUCUUCCGUUCCCGUCCCUGACGCAGAGUUUGCCGAGCUGACAGAGGUUGCGGAACCAUGUGGUAAAGAAGUGCCAUCGCAUCUGUUCAGGAGGAUAAAUGAGUGGAUCAACAUGGUCAACGGUGAGAAGCUGGCAUGUCUCAAACAACUCCAACUUGCAAGUAAAGCGGGAGGCAGUGAGGCGGAACUCGCUGAUGUUGUUUUUGCCGCCGCUGCUGCCUUGUCUCCUCCGC
This is a messenger RNA of Symbiodinium pilosum, 541 nucleotides long. The record is from the annotation of a GenBank genome assembly. NCBI's taxonomy places the organism in Eukaryota, Dinophyceae, Suessiales, Symbiodiniaceae.